Messenger RNA from Sardina pilchardus (European sardine), 2332 nucleotides. RefSeq names its product T cell activation RhoGTPase activating protein a (gene tagapa). Gene Ontology annotation, biological process: signal transduction; regulation of Rho protein signal transduction. Gene Ontology annotation, molecular function: GTPase activator activity. The transcript is spliced from 10 exons. Lineage: Eukaryota; Metazoa; Chordata; Actinopteri; Clupeiformes; Clupeidae. Bases 187 to 2166 code for a protein of 659 amino acids. The record is from RefSeq and is a predicted model, not a curated record.
CUGUGGGCUGUUUCAGUUUAGUCCGUCUGCCUCUGCUCUAGUGGAUGGAUGCCUCUAGCGUGUGUUGCGACUUUGCCUAGAAUCUCAUAGGAUAAAGAGUAAAAACAACUAGAUGUAUCCCACAGUGAUAUCCUAAGCAUUCCAAAGAACCUGUAUUUGUUGCCUGAAGAUUCUGAAGAUUUACCCAUGAAGGUGUUGAGUAAUCACGUGUCUAAAAGUCUUUCUGAGGGUAGCAUGGACUCAUUCAUCAUGUUGCCUUCAACAGGAGAUGUGAAAGUCGAACACGUGCUCCAUGCACAGUCAAGCAAAACAACUCCUGGAAAUGCUUCUCCUACUGAGAAUAUCAAUCAAAAGCGAUGGCGGAAUGUGUUCAGAAGGAUUCAGAAGAAGGGCAUCCAGACAACUGUGAAUCUGCAACCGAAGUCAUCUUUGUUUGGACAGCCUCUUUCCCAUGUCUUUGUUGAUGAAAUGACACUUCCAAAGCCCAUUACAGAGAUCCUGUUGCUUCUGUGUAAGAAUGGACCUUGCAUGGAAGGAGUGUUCAGGAGAGCAGGGAAUGCUCGCGUGAUCAGGGAGACCAAGGAGAAGCUGAACGCUGGAGCACAAGUGGACUUUAGCGACAUGCCAGUUCUGCUGCUGGCUGCCCUUCUCAAGGACUUUCUAAGAGAAAUCCCUGGUGGUUUACUGAUGGAGGAGCUGUAUCAAUCCUGGAUGACGGCAAUGGCAGCCAACAGUGUCGAUGAGAGAUGCGAAGCACUGAAAAAGGUGAUUGAGGGGCUACCAGCACAGAACACCAUCCUUCUGAGGCACCUGGUCUCCAUGCUUGAUCACAUAAGCCAGAAUGCAGAACAGAACAAAAUGAACCCCAGGAAUUUAGCUGUCUGCAUCGCGCCCAACCUUCUCCGUGUUGACCAGGUUGAAGCAGUUGAAAAGGUCACAAACCUCACAGAGUUUCUCAUUGAAAAUUACCAUGAAGUGUUUGGUGAGAGUAUUCAGUACCUUUUUGGUGACUCAGAUGAGGAGGAACUGAAUGACUCCCAAGAUUCUCUGUGUCCGCCCCAACACGACUCUGCUUAUGAAACUGACGCUGAUGGAGAGAAGGGCAGCUGUGUGCACCUGGUGUCCUCUGCUGACGGAAAGUUACGAGACCGUCUGAUCUCAGGAACAUCCACCCCAGCAAAGGAAACUUUUCACACCUUCACAAAGCCCUUUGCCCGGAGACGCUCGGAGCCCGCCAUCACACUCCCCCAGAGUUUAAGAGUUCAGCCCACUCUCACGAGGAGUCACACCAGCUCUCUGCUGAAGACCGAGGGCGACAGCUGCCACUGUCAGAGCAUGCUGCUGAGCAAGCAGAUCUCAGACGAGUGCAUCGUACCAAAGAGCUGGAGAUCACUGGACUGCAGCCUGGCACACGGACAGCACCGCGUCCAUCCCUUUGCAUCCGGAGGCUGCCGCUGCUCCUCCUCCUGCUCCCUGGAGAGUGCCUUCUCCAGCGCAUCCGAGACCUCCAUCACCUUCGCCAGCUCACCGCCAGCCUCACCAUCCCACCAGAGGAGGAGCCUGCCGUGUGAACUGACCCCUGCCCCUGUCCCCUCCCCCAGCCAACCCCCCCAGGAGCUUCCGGACCGCCGGGAGCCCACCCUCCAGAGGCGCUCCAAGUCGCUGCGCUACGCGGUCACCCAGAACCGGGUGGCCCUGAGGCGGGGUGGCUCCAGCCGCUUGGCACGAGACAAGAAGACGUCGCUCCAGACGAGCGCCCUCCCCGAGGACACUGAGCUCUUGUGCAGGCCGCUGGCCCUCUCCAGCUCACAGGUGUUCCAACAGGUGGACAGCAGGAUCCCCAGCCCCCCGCCCUCCUACAGAGAGGCGACGCAGAGCUCUCCGCCUGCGUGCCACUCCAUGAUGACCGUGCAGGAAGCGUGGCGUCAGAAAAACCCUCGCCUCGAUGCACACCCCGCCGACCAGUCACACACACUCCACAAUGACAUUGUCGCAAGUGACGUGACAAACGGACCUGACGGAGCCUCUCCCGCUGUGCGUGUGGCUGUGUGUCGAACAAGGUCCAUAUCAGAGUCUGUUUACCAAGCGCCGGCGAAGAGGGUGGUGCGCAGAUGUAGCCAGCCUGUGUUUGAGGAACUGAUACAUGCUCGAGAAUCGUAUGUGUGAGAUGGCUCACCCUCACACAGAGACUAUAAUCAGCUGUAAAUAAAUGAGGACUGCAUGUUCAAAUGCUGCCUGCAUUACUGUAUACCCAGCAUCUAAUGAGUGACCAAAAUGCUAUGCAUUAAAAUGUAUAUAUCAUUGUAUAACAAUGAAAAUACUCAUGAUUAAA